Messenger RNA from Penicillium brevicompactum, 8682 nucleotides. RefSeq names its product DNA-binding protein kinase TEL1 (gene atmA). Gene Ontology annotation, molecular function: protein binding; protein serine/threonine kinase activity. Lineage: Eukaryota; Fungi; Ascomycota; Eurotiomycetes; Eurotiales; Aspergillaceae. The coding region runs from base 1 to 8682 and encodes 2893 amino acids. The transcript is spliced from 6 exons. The record is from RefSeq and is a predicted model, not a curated record. Gene Ontology annotation, biological process: DNA repair.
AUGGGGGACGUAUUUCUCGACAAGACAAUCAGCCUACUGUCGUCCGACAAACAGAGGACCCGCUCGGAGGGCUUAGCUGACCUCAAGCAUAUCCUCCAGCGGAAUACAGGCUCCAAAUUACAAAAACUCAAUGACAAAGCUUGUCAUAAGGUCUUCGAAUCGUUAUUUCGGUUUAUCGCAGCAGAAAGAUCAACAUACAACCGAGCUCAACCAAGCUCCAGAAACUCGUCUGCACUAAGACUUUCAACGUGUGCAUCUGUCAUCCGGAUAGCGGUUGAUAUCUUUUCCAAAAACCUGAGGAUCAAGACAGUCCGUGCCAUCAUCGACCAUGUUACUGAAACCAUACCAGUCCCCGGUGAAGGCUUAUGGGAUCCUUUGAGCUUAAAUUACAUCAAGAGCUUGGUAUCGCUUUUGCGCUAUCGACCGCAUGUGGAGCAUCUUGACGAGGAUGACUCCGAAGCCCUCGUUGGAUUUUGUCUUGCCAGUAUAGGUCUACAGGAUAACGAGGAAAGCCAGCUGAGCAUUCGAAGCACUCGGCCUGUAAAUGAUGAUUAUGAUGCAAGCGACAGCCGUUCGACGCCUUCGAGGGCUACCCCUGCCCCAGCCACCAGAGAAAGGCACAACGCCAAUAGGAAUUCUAUCGAAGAGGUGAUGUUGUGUAUUCAAUGUCUCACAACAGCCCCCAAUGCGUUCCUUCAGACUACGGCGGAAAACAUACUUCACAGGCUGGUGGAGUUUGUUGAGUCACCUCCUAUAAGCGUAGCUGGCAAUGCCCACCAGCUCGCGUUCAGUAGCAUCAAUGCAGUGGUUACGAAAGUCUUGUUCGAUCAAUCUGAACUUGUUCGUUCAUCUCUUCUGAGCUUGGUUCCAGUAAUUCGGCGUCUUUGGGCCACUACUAAAUCACAGACUCUGAGAGACGAACUGCUCGUCACUCUGAGGCUGUCAGUGGUCAUACUGGUGGACGUUGCGCAAAAGAACCCAACCAAAACCCUGGCCCUUGAAAUCGAACAGCUUGCUGAUAUCCUUCAUUCCGACUAUGUGAAGCAUUCUGCAAAGGACGUUUUGCAAAUCGACGAAGUUGUGUUUUUCCAGAAUGACACGGCGUGCCAAAUGCCUGUCUAUGGACCCCGUCUAGGUGCCGCGAGGUCGGAGUACAACUGGACAUUGGUUUGGAUGAUUGCAGAGCUACUCAAACUCUCAAAAGAUAUCAGGGAGCGCGUCAAACCCACUGAAUCUCGCCAAGAUCCAGUCAAAAAACAACGCCUAAAGUCUGAGAUUCAAGACAUCUUUCGAGAUUCAGUUUCCGCAGCAGAAACAAGACGAACGUGCGCACUACAACUCAUUCCAUUUCUCGAAUUGGAGCUCGACGUUGAAACCAAGGCGACAUUUCUGAAGCAGCUUGUUCUUAACAUCUCCGAUGACAAUGGCACAGUGCCAUCAUGGACCAUGGUUGCUUUGACGAGCAUUGCCAAUGGAAAAUCUGCGAAAUCACCCGAAAUCAGAGCUCACUGGCCGAGAGUUGUAGACCUUGCCACACGGAAUUUCUCAUCUCCAGCGACCUCAAGAGCUGCCUGCCAUCUUUUGUGUACAGUUUUACAGUCAGACCUAUUGGAGUACUCGCUUGCCAUGGAAAAAACGCGUUCAACUCUAACAUCUGCAAAUCGGCCAUCUGUCAUAUCGGACUCUUCUCUGAGACUAUGGACAUUAAUUGCACGCACAAAGACACAGCUUGAUCCUGGAUCCGCGCAAAAAACCACCAAACAGAUUUGUGACUGGCUAAGGGAAGUCUGGACUUUUGGUGUGCCUGAUCGCAUUCAAAUAGCCCGAGUGGCCACAUAUGCCCGCCCUUUGAACCUAUUGGACCUCUUGCUAUCAUGCACCAAUCGAUACUUCUCUAUACCGCACUAUCACACUUCCGGGCCAAUGGGGAAUAUUGCCCGGAGCUGGUUCUUUCUCCACGAGAAUCGGGAGCUCCUGGAAUACAAUUUCUUCACUGAAUAUUCUUAUGCCCCGAAUCCUUGGGGACAUCAGGAAGUAUUGUCACUGGAACAGUCCUCCAGGGAAGACCAGGAUGAUGUAGUGAUCUUGGAUCUACUUCGUCAGAGAUCCGAUUCCUUUUUGCAAGCAUGGCAUGUUAUGAUCGAAGAAAAGUCACAUAUCACCCCAGAAAGUUUACAAAUCUUAGCCUCUUUCUGUGUCGUGGCUUCUGUCUUCAUGUCAUGCAUGCCUCAAUCGAUCCAGUCUCGAUCACAAGAUCUCCACGACAACUGUUCAAGUCUCUGGAAUUCUAUCUGCAAGGUUCUGGCAUCUCACGAGACUGCUUUUACCCAUGUCUGCUUGGAGUUGAUAUCGCCACUUUUAGAGCCUUUCAUAAGCUCUGAAACACCUGAUGCCAUCAAAAAUAGUCUGAAGGAGUUUUUGACACCAUUCUCACAAGGACUUGAGAAUUUGCGCCAGAGAUUAAAAGCCUCAUCUGUUGAUGAUCCUAUGGACUUGGAUGACCGAUUCUUGGCCGAAAAUACCUCUGUAAACAUUGAUGAGAUCAUCCUCGCUACAAACCGCGGCUCCCACUCUGUUUUUCUUGAUGCGGAUACUUAUCAACGCUGCAUGACCAUUCAGCUGUCAGCAUUUCUAGCAUUGCACGCAGAUUCUGAAGCCCCGGAAAAUUCGCGGACAUCUUGUGCCAUUGACUACUUGACGGGGUUGGACGAAACUGACAUUAUCUCAGCCCAAUCUGUAUUGCCUAAAGUAUAUCGACUAUGCUUGAAAGCUGCGCCUUCUGAACACCUGUCCCUGUUGGAGGACUUGGGUGAGAAAUGCUUACAGUCAUACGAGAUGGAGAGAUGCGAAGCUUCGCUCUGUGUUUGUAUCGGGAUGAUGGCUGGGCUCACGAACUCCUGGACAACCGGAGAUGAUGAAGACUUGAAUGAAUCCGCCAUGGACUUGUAUCAAUGGUUUAUGGAAGUGCCUUUGGCUCGGAAGCAGGCUACCCCUCAGGUUCAUAUUGCUCUAGCCGAGCUCAUCCAGAAAGUUCUCGUGAUUUGCCCCUCAUAUGGCAAUCAUCGGUCUCUUCCGUCGCCGCGAACAAGCUUGUUCACAAUUCUUCGUGAAGGAGGCGUUCGAGUCAAGUUCAGAAUUGCCAAGUGCAUCCCUGCUUUGUUUGAGCGGUUUCUUUUCAAAGAUCACGAUGCAGUUUUUGACGAUUUACUGGAAACUCUGCCUCGAGACCCAGAAUGGAUUGAAGGCAUUGCAGUCCGUUUAUUCGUGCUCUCCCAACUAGCUUCUAGGUGGCAUACACUGCUGCGAAGAAGCAUCUACCAUUUGUUUGAAACCCCGGCUCAAGUACCCGGAUCCUUAUGGUAUGCCGAGAAGUGCAUGGAGUCGGUCUCCCGAACCCUUGGUCUCCAAGAUGCCAAAGAGCUUUUCCGGCUUUUCUCCUCUCAGAUUCUGUACACAUGGACUGAGACACAGAGUAUAAUGUCGAUGCCUUUCAGCAUCUUCGGGUACGCCAACCUCAAAGAAAUGCUUCUUGAUGUGAAAGAUGAAAUCGUCGGUCAAAUGACGAUGCGUGCAAAGGAACAGGAGACCAUUGAGCUCGCCAAGUUCUUGGAAACGCCUCACCUUGAGUUCUUGAUCUCAUCUUUCCACAAGGCCGAAGCAUACAGCAUUGCACGAGACAUAAGCACUCCCCCAGACCAAGGCAGCCAGCCAAAGGGCGUUGAACCUCGCCUACGAAAACUGAUGGGGGCUGAUCAGUUCAUGACCCAAGUCGAAGCGCAGUUUCCGUCAAUCAUUGCCAAUUUUUUCAAGUCACUUGACCAAUAUGACCAGAUUGAAAGAGCAUUCCUCAAGCGCGAAGACUUUAGCUACGCAAAAGACGCACAGACACAGAUAUUGGAGAAAAGUUCGUCUCAAAGUGUUCUUCCGGCAAACCAGCAGCCGUCGUUUCGCGCACGCUACCUCUUGGACCAACUUGAGUUUCUCUGCGAACGCACUGGGUUUGAAUUUGAAUCUAUUUGGACACCUUCAUUGGUGUCUUUCGUCUGUCGCUCGCUGCUUGAAACCAUACACCCUGCCCUAGGCUCACCUCAUGCCUGUUCAGUGAUUCGCAAAAUGCGAAUCGUUGUCUGUGUUGCUGGCUCGAUCAUACUGCAAGAGUAUCCAUUCGAAAUGAUGCUCAGCUCAUUACGUCAAUUUAUCAGUGAUAUUCAUUGCUCUGAAGAUGCUAUUGGAAUUGUCUGGUAUCUUCUUGAAGCAGGAAAGUCAUAUCUUCAGCAGACACCAGAAUUUGCAUCAGGAAUUGCAAUCACAAUGCUCCUGACUCUCCGCAAGCUAUUCACGGCAUCAUCUGAAAGCACUGCUCAAGAGAGCCAACUCAAAACAGUACAGGAGAAUGCGCAGAUAUUCUACCAGUGGCUUGUGCGCUUCUUUGGCGGCUUCAGCUUCCCAGAUCGGGACAUGGAGAUCCAGGCUCUGUUCCAUAGACUAGUGUCGCUGGCAGACAAAUUCUCGACGUCCCCGAAGACCUCACUUGGACAGGUUGGCAAAGAGUUGGCCUUCGAAGUACUCCAAGAUCGUGACUCUGUGACAUCGCUGCUCAAAAGGCCUGUGGCAGAUCUCAUCCUUUCACUUGUGUGUCCAGAAUUUGAGCAAAUAUUGGAAUCGGGUGAUGGAUUCUCGAGCACUGGCGCGGAUCCGUCCCUCCAUGUUGUCUCUUUGUGGCAUACACUUCAAAACUUCAAUGGGGGCACCCAGUACCAACUCUGGGCAGCUAGGUUAAUUGGGCGAUCUUUCGCUGCCACGGGAAAGAUCGAUCAAAUGCUUCUCCGAGAACAGGACGUGUCUCUUUUCCAGGUAGCUGAGCUGGAUUGUUCUUCCGACAUCCUCUGCUAUUCCAAAUCCAGAAUUAUGCAGGUCCUUUGUGACAUGCUACACAGCCACCAACAGCACGAGGCUGGCCUUGUCGAACGCACGUUGCAGCUCAUCGUCAGCACUAUUGCAGAUUAUCCAGACUUUCAAGACUGCUGCAAUGUGAUUCCCCCGUCUUUGAUGAAAUCCCUCAUCUGGAAUCCCUACACAUGUCCCACCAUACCACUUACUCAACCCGAGCAAUCAAGAUGCACCAGUGUCACAACCGCUACAUCUGGGAUACCUGUUGAUGAGUGGGCCCGCAAUAUCUCCUUACUUCUGUCAAAUGCUGCUUUGGAAGACCCUGUCGUCGGCGCUCUUCGCAAAAUUCUGAAUGUCACCCCUGGCUUGGCAGUGCAGCUGCUGCCAUACGUGACCCAUGACGUUUUACUAUCAGAAAGAUAUGACAAUGGUGAGAAAGGAGAUAUUCGGAAACUCAUAUCUGCCGCAUUUGGACUUGUUCUGUCGGAGAUCAGAGAAGAGACUCUUCCUCAUGCACAGCUUGUGAUCAGCUGCCUUCUUUACCUUCGCAACCAACCCGUGCCGGAUGAAACCACGAUAGUGCAGCGUGAUAAGUGGCUCGACAUAGACUUCGGAGAGGCGUCGUCAGCUGCUCAUCGCUGUGGACUUCAGAAGACUUCACUCCUUUUUUUGGAGAUCCAGACGUCAAAGGUGACCUCAGGUUCUCGAAGGACGUCGGUCGUCAAGUAUGAACCACCUCCUGCCUUGCUGCAUGAUGUUUUCAAGAAUAUAGACGAUCCAGAUCUGUUCUACGGUAUACAACAAAGCUCAUCGCUGGCUAGUGUGAUGGAAAGAUUAGAGCACGAAAGCUCGGGGCUCAAGAAUCUCUUAUUUCAGAGUGCAAGAUACGACAGUGAAAUCCAAAUGACCGACAGUGCAGAAUCACAUGGAGUGUUGAAAGCAUUGAACUCAACAAACCUCCAAGGCAUCGCAAAUACCAUGCUUUCCGCUUCCAGCAGUGCAAACGGUGCCUCUGUCGCCUUUGAAAGUGCAUUGCAAGCUGCGACUAGUCUUCAAAAAUGGGAUCUACCGGUUUCCCCCUCAGACUCAUCACCCUCGGCCACUGUGUUCCGAUCCCUCCAAAGUCUGAAUACAUCGAGUUCCUUCUCGGAGAUCAAUAACUCCAUUGAAAAAGGGUUGUUAGCGACUCUCGAUACACUUGUCAAAACAGGUUCCCCGGUCAAAACGGGCCGAUCUGCGAUACAAUUGCGAGCUUCUAUGCGGGCGCUUGGAAUUAUGACAGAAGUCAGCGACAUUCUGCACUCUUCCUCUUCCGAGGAAAUAGUGGAGGAGUGGAAUAGGAUUAAAACGCGAAGCAGCUGGCUUAAGACGGAAAGCUAUCAUGAGGUUGGAGAGAUUUUGUCUUGGCAUGAAGCAUUGUUUUCAUCCAUCAGAAAAAGCGAGGUCCUCAGAUCACAGGCACAGCUGAGCCUUGUCGACUCACGCCUGCUCGAAGCUAAAGCUAUCCGUCGAUCUCUAGAGAUAACCCGGAGCCAUGGUAUUUCCCAAGCGUCAUUGAAAUCUGCUAUCAACCUCUCAAAAAUUGCCGAGCCAGCAUAUGAAUUGGACAUUGAUGGCGCCGCAAAUUUUGACCUUGCCAAUGUGCUUUGGGAUCAAGGCGAGAUGACCGCUUCCAUCCGCAUGCUUCAACAAUUGAAGGACCAACCUGAUCUCCAUAAGCAAGCCAUUCCACUCAGUCGGCCUGAACUACUUGUCACUUUAGGCCAUCAUGUGGCAGAGGCGCGACUGGAGAAACCUGACUUCAUCCUACAAGAAUACCUGUAUCCUGCAGUCAAAGAACUCCAAGGCAACACAGGAGAAGAGGCCGGUCGGGUCUAUCAUGGAUUUGCAACAUUCUGCGACGAGCAACUUCGAAAUCCUGACGGAAUUGAAGAUUUCAAGCGAGUCGAGCAAUUGCGAGACCGAAAGAAGCAGGAAGUUGUUGGCCUUGAAGAUAUGAUGAAGAGCGCCACCGGCAAAGAAAGAGACUAUCUUCGAAACCAUCGGGCGAAAGCGAAGCAGUGGUUCGACCUUGACGACCGAGAGUAUCAACGUCUUUUGCGGAGCCGCGAGGCAUUCCUUCAACAAUGCCUCGAAAAUUAUCUACUCUGUUUGCGAGAGUGCGAUACAUACAACAAUGACGCUCUGCGAUUCUGUGCACUCUGGCUUGAAAAUUCAGCUAGCAAAACUGCCAAUUCAGCUGUGUCACGACGACUUAAUGAUGUGCCUAGUCGCAAGUUCGCGCCGUUGAUGAAUCAGCUAUCAUCUCGCCUGCUCGAUGUCUCCGAUGAGUUCCAACCGCUGCUCAAUCAAUUGGUGUACAGGAUUUGUGUCGACCACCCUUUCCAUGGCAUGUAUCAGAUAUUUGCCAGCAGCAAGUCUAAAGGGGGCAAAGACCCGUCGUCUCACUCGCGCUUCCGCGCCGCGAACCAGCUCGUGGAACGUCUCAAGAAUGACAGUCAAAUUGGUUCGACAUGGGUUGCUGUCCACAAUGCCAACAUCAGCUAUGUACGAUUCGCAGUCGACAAGCCUGAUAGCAAGUACAAAAGUGGAGCGAAGGUUCCAUUGAAGAACCUAGCUACUGGCCAGCGCUUGACACAAGAUGUCGUCACUUACAAGCUACCGCCGCCUACAAUGAAGAUCAAUCUUCGGGUGGACUGUGACUACAGCCAAGUUCCGACAAUCUCCAAGUUCAACCCGGAGUUCACCAUCGCUUCUGGUGUCAGCGCCCCUAAGAUCGUGACUGCUGUUUCGUCCACUGGCGAGAAAUUCAAACAAUUGUACAAGGGUGGAAAUGAUGAUCUACGCCAAGAUGCCAUCAUGGAGCAAGUAUUCGAGCAAGUUAGUAGUCUUCUGAAAGACCACCAACCGACCCGCCAGCGCAAUUUAGGUAUCCGAACCUACAAAGUCCUCCCCCUAACAUCCAAUGCUGGAAUCAUCGAAUUCGUUCCAAACACCGUUCCUCUGCAUGACUACCUGAUGCCAGCACACCAAAAGUAUUUCCCGAAAGACAUGAAACCCAACUCUUGUCGGAAGCACAUCGCCGAUGUACAGACUCGAUCGUUUGAGCAGCGUGUCAGAACAUACCGACAAGUGACCGAACAUUUCCAUCCAGUGAUGAAAUAUUUCUUCAUGGAGAACUUCAACAACCCAGACGACUGGUUCAGCAGAAGAUUAUCAUAUACUCGAAGUACCGCUGCGAUUUCCAUCCUGGGUCACGUUCUUGGCCUCGGUGAUCGGCAUGGGCAUAACAUUCUGCUGGAUGAAAAGACCGGAGAGGUGGUGCAUAUCGAUCUUGGUGUCGCAUUUGAACAAGGGCGCAUUUUACCUGUUCCUGAAGUGGUGCCAUUCCGCCUAACCCGAGACUUGGUAGAUGGUUUUGGUAUCACCAAAACUGAGGGAGUGUUCCGGCGCUGCUGUGAAUUCACACUUGAAGCUCUCCGUCAGGAGUCAUACAGCAUCAUGACUAUUCUGGAUGUGCUGCGCUAUGAUCCACUCUACAGUUGGACUGUGUCUCCGCUGCGGAUGAAGAAGAUGCAAGAUGAUCAAGAGGCUGACGAGGGACCUCCGGUCUUGCCCGGUGCAUCUGAUUCAAAGAAUGAGCCUAGCGAAGCAGAUCGUGCCUUGACUGUGGUGGCAAAGAAGCUAAGCAAGACACUGAGUGUGACUGCUACUGUGAAUGAACUGAUCCAGCAAGCAACUGACGAGAAAAACCUUGCCUUACUGUAUUGUGGGUGGGCGGCUUAUGCAUGA